This is a messenger RNA of Psilocybe cubensis, 951 nucleotides long. RefSeq lists its product as uncharacterized. Bases 1 to 951 code for a protein of 316 amino acids. The transcript is spliced from 6 exons. Gene Ontology annotation, cellular component: oligosaccharyltransferase complex. Lineage: Eukaryota; Fungi; Basidiomycota; Agaricomycetes; Agaricales; Agrocybaceae. The record is from RefSeq and is a predicted model, not a curated record.
AUGAAAAACCUUUUUUUUGCGGGUCUCUGCACUCUCCUUGCGCUCCCUUCUUUUGCCGCGACAAAUACUCAGCAACAGCUCGCCCAAUUAGCUGCGGCAGGAAAUGGAAUCAUAAAGUUGAAUACCGAAACUUUUGACUUGUUGACUGCACCAAAGCGCACAUGGUCUGCCUCCAUCCAACUUACUGCUUUAGACAGUAGGCGUCGAUGCAACCCUUGCAAGGAAUUCAAUCCUUCUUGGGUUUCAGUUGCAAAAGCUUGGGCAACGGUGCCUGCUGAUAAACGCAAUGAACACUUCUUUGCCACCAUUGACUUCGAUGAUGGGACUGCAGUCUUCCAGAGGCUCGGGCUAGCAUCAGCGCCUGUUGUGUACCACUACCCUGCUACAGAAGGUCCCCGAAAACCUACUAAUGGAAAAACGUCUCCAGUUAAAUAUGACUUCUCAGAAGGCUUCGAAGCUGCACCUCUCGCCCAGUACCUUUCUCAAUAUACUCCUACUACUAUUCCCUACCGCGACCCUAUUGACUGGACUCGCUGGAUCACCAUCGCUGUUGGCGCUGUCGGCUCUUUGCUCUUUCUCAGGUUCAUCUCUCCCAUUGUUCAAAGUAAAUGGACAUGGGCAGCUGUAACUGUCGUUACAUCGCUUGUCAUGACAUCUGGCUACAUGUUUACUCGUAUCAGGAACUCUCCAUUCAAUGGUGGCGACGGCAGCUGGAUUGCUGCGGGAUACCAGAACCAAUUUGGACAAGAAGUUCAAGUUGUGGCCUUCAUCUAUGGACUAUUGGCGUUUGCAUUCCUUAUGCUCACAAUGGUUGUGCCUUUACAAACGUCACCACAAAAACAGCGUUUUCAAGUCUACAUAUGGACAGCAGUGAUCAUGAUUGUUUACUCUGUCCUUGUCUCCCUGUUCAGAGUCAAAAAUCGAGGGUACCCUUUCAAACUGUUUUUAUAA